This is a messenger RNA of Coprinopsis cinerea okayama7#130, 2508 nucleotides long. Its product is annotated as other/Haspin protein kinase. NCBI's taxonomy places the organism in Eukaryota, Fungi, Basidiomycota, Agaricomycetes, Agaricales, Psathyrellaceae. The record is from RefSeq and is a predicted model, not a curated record. Gene Ontology annotation, cellular component: nucleus; cytoplasm. Gene Ontology annotation, molecular function: histone H3T3 kinase activity. The coding region runs from base 1 to 2508 and encodes 835 amino acids. Gene Ontology annotation, biological process: intracellular signal transduction; mitotic cell cycle. The transcript has 5 exons.
AUGCUCAGCGCACAGACAAAGCAGGUCAAUGCAUAUGGCAAGCGGGCCAGGCGCGUUGUGAACGUUACCGCCAGCUCAAGUGGGCCAGCACCUGGCGGGAUCAUCAGCAUAUUCGACGAUCUUCCGCCAGCACCCGCAUUGAUGCCUCUAGCAUCGCGCAUGAAGAAGCGGGAAAACAUCGCUCCUAAACCAAAAUCCCAACUUUCCCCCAAACCUGUCGGCGGAAAGCAGCGCAAGAGACGACUCUCGCCGGUCCUCACGCCUGUGAAGAAAGUACCACGAGUCGCCCAGCUGAUCAAGGAGUCUCGAACUCAGCCCUUAGACAACAAAUUGGACGGUGGCGUACGGCAAGCCAAUGCUAAAGUUAAUCUGACAACGGAAGCAGAGGCUUCGCCGUUUGAUGCAAGUUCAUUUUCGUCUCCUCGCCGUCCUUUCUCAAGUUUCUCGGUCAAUGUUCCCGGGUCUCCUGCUCUUCCUGCUAGCUUGCGCGCCUCCAAGUCACGCGUUCCCUCGGCCAAGAGCAUUCCGUUUAAGCUGGCGAAGCCUAGCAGUCCGGUCGUAAACAUGGACAUUAUCGUCCUCGACGAUGAUGGUCAAGUCGUUCGCAAAGAGAGAAGGUCCUCCAAGACAGGCGUUGAAACUAACCCUGUGAAGGAUGUCCCGAAGAAGAGAGCUCGUCCAUCCAGAGCAGCUGCCUCCAAAGCAGCAAUCCUCGUAGAGUCCGACAGUGACCCUGAUGUGGCUCGCCAACCUGCCCAACCUAAACGCACACAACGGCAGAAAGCACUAGUUGUCGUCUCUGACGUGUCAGACUCAGAGACAGAAAAUGCCCCAACUGCACCUUCCCCUGCCCCGCCGAAAACCAAUCGACUCUCGAAGCUUCCUACGGUGGAAGUAGUGAUACCCCCCGCACCUUAUCCUAUACGACCACUCGCGAGGCCCUCUCCACCAGCGGGUACGCAACAUCGGGCUGCAACACCGACGAAACCCAAACCCGCCCCACCUACUGCACGGCCAGGGCCCGCUUUCCAGCUACCACCCUCCCCCAUACCGAGAGCUCGCCCGCUAACCCCCAUCAAGGGCAUGCGGCGGAAUGGCCUAUUUGAUCCACCUUCUCCCCCAUCCCCUUCACUCACAGACUUUGACUUGUCUCUGGAUCUCUCCGAGCUCAAUAUCGACGCCGAAUGUGUUGAUGCUCACGAUGUUGAACCAAACAUUCCCGCUUACCUGCUUCCACUCCUGGAAGAGUGUCAUCAAGAGGAAUGCGGACCUCAUGACUUUUCCUCCUUCAUUGACAGCUUUCCGUUCGAUCCUAUUCUCCGCGAUGGGCGGUCUGAUGCGCCGAGCGAGUUGGAAUUCAGGAAGAUUGGGGAGGCUAGCUACUCGGAAGUCUUUGGUAUAGCCGAUGUCGUCCUCAAGGUCAUUCCGUUGCGCGACGAGUCUGCCCCAGGAGCAAUCUCAACGGAGCUGGAGGAAGGACCUCCUCCAAGUGAUGCGCAGGACGUCCGCAAGGAAAUCAUCGUCACCAGGGCCAUGGGCGAAGUCUACGGUGGAUUUGUGAAAUUCUUGAAGACUUAUAUCGUCAGGGGAAAGUAUCCGGAACUUCUUCUCAACCUUUGGGAUGAAUAUAACGAAACGAAGGGAUCAGAGAGUAUGCGACCAGACACGUUCAAACUCUCUCAAGUCUACGCUAUCAUCGUACUGCCCAACGGUGGCCCUGACCUCGAGGCUUACUCGUUUAACAACCCUACCAAACAGGGAUGGAAGCAAGCCUGCAGCAUCUUCUGGCAAGUGGCCAAAUCACUCGCUCACGCGGAGCACCUGGUCUCGUUUGAGCAUCGCGACCUGCACUGGGGUCAGAUACUGGUGAAAAAUGUCCCGUCACAGAAGCCCAAACUCCAACCUAUCAACGUGAAUGGAGUCAAAUCUAGGAAGCAACGCCUCAUGAUGGACGACAAGUCCCAUGGGGUCCAAACAACCAUCAUUGACUUGGGCCUCUCGCGCAUGGACGCUGGAGAUGGAUCAGGUGGAUAUCGUGUGCAAUGGACACCAUUCGACGAGGAGGUUUUCAUGGGCGAAGGCGAAUACCAGUUCGAUGUUUAUCGGAUGAUGAGGGACCACACUGGAGAUGAUUGGGAAGGUUACCACCCUUUGACCAAUGUGAUGUGGCUACACUACCUUGCAACCAAACUUCUCUAUGGCAAAGGGCUCAAGGCGCCGGUGGUGCGCAAACCGAAAUCCGGGUCUGAAGCGCCUCUGGCAACCUCCUCCGACGCUUUCUCAGAAAGGGACUGCUACGAGUCGUUGCUUGAUAUUGAGCAAUGGUUGGGAAGUUUCUUGACCGGGGCAUUCCCUGCACAGUCGAAGGCGAUUGCCAAAACCAAGGGAAGGCGUAAGACAAUUGCCCUUUCCAGCUGUCUUGCCUUGCGCGAUGGGCCUUCCUGUGCUGGCGAAGUCGUUGCCUACGGUGUCAAAAAGGGCUGGGUCAGUGCUACGAAAUUAUUCUAA